This is a messenger RNA of Aspergillus homomorphus CBS 101889, 1504 nucleotides long. Its product is annotated as Zn(II)2Cys6 transcription factor domain-containing protein. Bases 249 to 1436 code for a protein of 395 amino acids. The transcript has 2 exons. Gene Ontology annotation, molecular function: DNA-binding transcription activator activity, RNA polymerase II-specific; zinc ion binding. The record is from RefSeq and is a predicted model, not a curated record. NCBI's taxonomy places the organism in Eukaryota, Fungi, Ascomycota, Eurotiomycetes, Eurotiales, Aspergillaceae. Gene Ontology annotation, biological process: regulation of transcription by RNA polymerase II.
CAUCUACUCUGAAAUGAAUUCUCCCCUCCACUUAUCCUUGGUCUCGGAUUAUCUGGCUCAAUAAAAAUAGACGCCUGCGUCCUUAUAGGUUGGAAUUCGUUGCUGCCUGAGCCUCAAUCGUUUAAGCUUAUCGGCAGACGGUCUCCCGAUGCGGUAGUUGACCGUUGUUGGCCCACACUUUCCCAUACAUCCCAAUCAUUACAAUACAGACGAGCCCUGGUCUGGAGGAUGUGAAUUGCGCCGGAAUCAUGACAGUUAUGCCGCGGAGGACGCACCGAAAAUCGCGCAAUGGCUGUCUCGAGUGUAAAAGACGUCAUAUCAAAUGCGACGAGAAACACCCGCUCUGCGGCAACUGUCGCAGCUCGGAACGUGUCUGUGAAUACGCGGACCGCUUCAGGAGCAGCACGACCAGAUCAGAACGAAGCACCGUCUCGACUCCGACAAACGCUGGACCCAGCCCCAGUGUUCCGUCGCCGCCGCAGGCCCCGGUCGAGCCUGCGAAAUCGGUUGCAACGUGCUCCGAAUACCAGCCUUUCAAUAUGGUCCACGCCGAGCUCCUCUUCAACCUCACAACAGAGACCAUCCCCUCCCUCAGCGACGGCCGAACCCACUGGAUGCUGAACCCCGACCUCAUGCGCGUCGGGAUGCUGACCCCCUACCUUCUGAACGAAUUGCUAGCGAUCAGCGCUCUGCACUACAGCAUCGUCCGGCCUGCGGAGCGCGAGUGCUACCGCCGCCACGCCGCCCAGCUGCAGACUCACGCCCUGGAAAUCUUCAGUCAAGAGCGCCGGGACAUCACCCAGGAGACCUGCGUCCCGCUGUUCCUGUUCUCGUCGGUCUUGGGGUUGCACAUGCUCUGCGACACGAUCAUCUACCGUGAGGAGAAUAGCUUCGAUGGCUUUCUCGACCAAUUCGUACACUAUCUCAAACUGCACCGGGGCGUACGGGCCGUCACCUCAGAGUCGUGGGAGGCGCUGCGGGGAUCCAUAUUGCAGCCAAUGCUCCAGUAUGGGCAGGACAUGUUCCGUUGGGAUGAGGAACUGGGGCCGGAGUGUCGGAAGAUCAUGGAUUUGAUCGAAGCGGCUCGGCUGGGCGAGCAAACCACGUCGGUUUAUCGGCAGGCGGUGCGUGCGUUGCAGAUCUCAAUGCAUGCGACGGGUGUAACCGGUGGCGGUUCGAAGGUGAAGUAUGUCGGAGGCAUCACCGGGUGGCCCGUCAUAGUGGAUGUGGAGUACAUCGAGACUCUGGAGCUGCGCCGACCGGAGGCACUGGUGAUUCUGGCAUGCUACGGCGUCGUUCUGCAUCAGGCGAGGCACAUGUGGGCUUUUGGCGAUGGAGGUCGGUUCUUGAUCGAGGUUAUCGCGAAGCAUUUGGGUCCGCAGUGGGAGGGGUGGCUGGAGUGGCCUACUCGGGUGCUGAGGGAGACACAGCGAUGAGGCAGUGAGGUAGAGCGGUAUUGUAUAUUCAUAAUGGUUCUAGCGGUGAGUUUGUUGUCUAUCCAUAU